GCGGUGACGUUGGGGCGGCCGGAAGCCGGCGGGCGGGGCCAGACCGGGCGCGGAGCGGCGGCAGCCGAGGGCGGCGGGGGGCGAUGGCAGCGCCGGGCGGUCUCAGCCCGCGGCGGUGCGGGCGCUGCUAGCCACGGAGGGAUCACUCCUUUGGUGCUGCCUGACCUGUGAGUCCUUUAAAUGUGCUCCAGCAGUGGUCACACAGAACUGAAGAACUUAAAUAGAGAAGGGAAGAUGAUGUCCUUGGACGGACCGCAGAAGACAAUCAGUAACCCGAUCAUUCCUUAUGUUGGGACCAUACUUGGCGGCCUUGUUCCUGGACAGCUGAUUGUGAUACAUGGGGCUGUUCCUGAAGAUGCAGACAGGUUCCAGGUGGAUUUACAGUGUGGCAGCAGUAUAAAGCCUCGAGCUGAUGUGGCGUUUCAUUUCAACCCCCGCUUCAGAAGGUCUGGCUGCAUUGUCUGCAACACACUGGAGAAGGAAAAAUGGGGCUGGGAGGAGAUCACUUAUGAGAUGCCCUUUCAAAAAGGGAAGUCAUUUGAGAUUAUAAUCAUGAUUUUAAAGGAUAAAUUCCAGGUGACUGUAAACAAGAAGCACUUGCUGCUCUACAACCACAGAAUUAGCCUUGAAAGAAUAGAUACACUUGGAAUAUAUGGCAAAGUGCAGAUCAAAAGCAUAGACUUUGUUUCUAAUUCUUUACAAGGCUCUCAGCCAUCAUCUCUAGGAGUAACAAAGAUAAACACAGAAAAUGGGGAAAUGCCAGAUGGUUCACAAUUUGGAGUUCCUUAUGUUGGGAAACUUGAUACUGCACUUCGUCCAGGAUGCACAGUUGCCAUUAAAGGAGAAGUGAAUAAAAACCCAAGGAUGUUUGCGAUAAAUCUGAAACCAAGUGACUCAGAGGACAUUGCGUUACAUCUGAACCCCCGAGUGAAAAAUAAAAUAUUUGUAAGAAACUCAUACCUUAAUGACAGCUGGGGAGAAGAAGAAAAGGAAGUUGCUAAUUUCCCUUUCAGUCCAGGCAUGUAUUUUGAGCUGAUUAUUUUCUGCGAUGCCCACCAGUUCAAAGUUGCAGUUAAUGGUGUUCACACUCUGGAGUACAAGCAUCGCUUUAAACAACUGGAAAAAAUUAAUGUAGUGGAAGUCACGGGAGAUGUCAAGUUGUUAGAUGUGAGGAGCUGGUAGUUCUUUUCAAUCAGUACUAAAAGGAUUAAACCUCUUUUAACGCCAGUGCCUCCUUGUCAAGUACAAACAGGUGCUGACUUGUGCUGAGCCUGCCUUUAUCAAUCUAGGCUUCUGCGUCUGCCCCUCUGAGUUAGGCGUGUACCAGAACAGCUGUGAGAUUAAAUCCUCCUCUAGUUUACAAUAUCCUGGCAAGCUAAAUAAGUUGUCUGCGCAGAUAAACCUGUAUUAAUGCACCUAGCAAUAUGAAAACACUGCAUCAUACUGUGUCUAACAGUUGCACUCAGUAUAAGUUAAACUACUCCUCAGUGUUCCUUGAUAGCGUACAUUCAAUAUUAUGAAGCAGAAUUAAGACUAAAAUAGGAUCUGAAGAUAUGGUUCUCCAUCCUAAAAGGGACAUCAAUAAUUCAUUUAAAAUAGAGUUAUGAAAUAUACUCUUCUGCUUCUUAGUUUAUAUUUAUUUGCACCUGUAACCUUUUUGCUAAGGCUGGAUUAAGCAAACAGUUGAGCCAUCAGUUCUAGCAAAAGGCAAGAAGGAAUUAGAUCUUACUUCUUAGCCUGCUGCUGCACUAGUACCUUCUCUGACACUCGUGGUUAUGUCACUGCUUAAGUAGCUUAAAUCAAACCUGCAGCAGCAUUUCUAGGCUUUUAGUUUUCCAGAGUGAAACAAAUGAAAAUGAUGUAGCUGCUUCUAAUUGCGUGAACUUUUGAAAGGUUGAUUUGAAAUGGCACUCAAAUGAGUUCAGAUUGCUCAGGGACUGAAGUAGAUGUUUGUGGUUUUCAUUUUUUAAAUAUGUGUGAACCCAGGUACUCCAGGCAGGGUUUCAGCAGAGAAGAGACUUGGAUACUCAUCAGUGAAAGAGAGAAUGAGUCCUUUUCCAGUCUUGGGUUAAAAUGCUAUUAUCUGAAACAAGCUGUUCCUAUUCAAUCAGUUUUCCAUAAAGUGUCAGUCUUAAUUUUUAUACUCCUUUUAAAAAUAAGUUGCUACUGGCUGUCAAUACAUGCCUGAGGGAUGUUCCUAUCUUAAGAGCUGCUAAGAGUGAAGCAAUUUCAAGAAUAAGAUGUACCCUAAAAGACUGUUUAAGAUAAAUUACCCAAUCUAAUGUAUAAAAAGCAUAAAUAAAAACAUUUGUGAACUCUG
Columba livia (rock pigeon) is the source of this 2320-nucleotide messenger RNA. It is a transcript of the gene LGALS8, whose product is annotated as galectin 8. The coding region runs from base 181 to 1182 and encodes 333 amino acids. Gene Ontology annotation, molecular function: carbohydrate binding. The transcript has 10 exons. The record is from RefSeq and is a predicted model, not a curated record. Lineage: Eukaryota; Metazoa; Chordata; Aves; Columbiformes; Columbidae. Gene Ontology annotation, cellular component: cytoplasm.